Lactuca sativa (garden lettuce) is the source of this 481-nucleotide messenger RNA. Its product is annotated as taximin. The record is from RefSeq and is a predicted model, not a curated record. NCBI's taxonomy places the organism in Eukaryota, Viridiplantae, Streptophyta, Magnoliopsida, Asterales, Asteraceae.
UCAACUCCGGGUCUUCUCACACACACAUACACAAAACACCAAGAACACACACUAAAUUCGGAGAUUUCGAGUUGAAGCAAUGGGAGAAGGAGAUUGCAGGCCGCUAGGGUUUCUGAUCGGAUUACCAUUCGCUUUGAUCGCAUUGGUCAUCUCUGUUAUCGGUGCUGUGAUUUGGAUAAUUGGAUCGGUGAUAAGUUGUUUAUGCCCUUGUUGCUGUUGUUGUGCUGGACUUGCAAAUUUAGCAGUGGAUCUCAUCAAGCUUCCGAUUAAAGUUCUUAGAUGGUUUACUCAUCAGAUCCCUUGUUAAUUAGUUCUAGACUUUUCUUUUCGAUUAUUAAUGUUAAUCCUUCUAAACAUACUUUUCGUGACAUGAACAUGAUGAGAUUUUCUCGAAUGUUCUUGAAUCGUAUUUAGAAGGAUUUGUAGGAGAAGUUGUAACGAUUUUUAUUUAUUUUUAUUGGAUUAAUGACAUUAUUUAGUA